Messenger RNA from Mercurialis annua (annual mercury), 1381 nucleotides. RefSeq lists its product as uncharacterized. The transcript has 5 exons. The record is from RefSeq and is a predicted model, not a curated record. Gene Ontology annotation, molecular function: ubiquitin binding. Lineage: Eukaryota; Viridiplantae; Streptophyta; Magnoliopsida; Malpighiales; Euphorbiaceae. The coding region runs from base 303 to 1124 and encodes 273 amino acids.
AAAAAAAACUACCUGUCUGCGAUUAACCAUUUAACCUUAUUAAAACCCUCACUUUCUUUCUUCCUCUUCUCCCUGCUAUUUACUUUACCUGUCAAACCCUAGAGGAUUUUUUAAAACCAAAUAACACCAUAACUGAAAUUAAAUUAAAAAAAUGGUAAUAAAAUUGAACAUAAUUUAAUUUCUGUAAUUUAAUUUCUGUGUUUGGUAUUUUAGAUCCCAGUUGAGUUUACUUUUCAGGGAAAUAAAUAAACAAUCAAUCAAAAGAAAAACCCUAGAAUUGGGGUUUAAGGGUAAAGAUAAAGAUGUCAGCCGGAGUUUGUGGGAAGAGAGUUGGGUUUGAGGAAUUAUUUGGUUCUUCAUCACCACCGUCCAAGAGAUCCAGAUGUUCUGGUUUCGGAUCACCUACCCGAUCCCCUGAUCUCGGGUCUGGAUCCGAUGAUACCCUUUUCACUUUGCUACAAAUGUUCCCUUCUUUGGAUCCUCAGUUGGUGAGAACUGCUCAUAGGAACUACCACGAUAAAAUCGAUGAUGCCAUCGACUCUUUAAAGAAUGUUUCGUUUGGUGAUGUUGCGGAAAUAAAUAAAUUACAGAACUUUGAGUCUGCUGCAAUUCGGAAUUGUGAUGCUGCUCCUGCUCCCACCGCAACCACAUCCUUUUCAGGUAUUCAAGUGACAGAACAAGAGGUCGAACAUACGAAAGCUAGUGAGUUUGAAAAUAUGGUAGAUGGCUCCAAAUGGGUGGAUUUGUUUGUGCAAGAAAUGAUGAAUGCAACAGAUCUUGAUGAUGCGAGGAUGCGUACUGCUCAAAUUUUAGAAGCUUUUGAAAGAAGUUUAACUGCUCAUUCCCGUGCAUCGGAGCAGGUGGAGCUUGCUUCACUCAAGGAACAUCUGCAGAGUUUGUUAAAUGACAACCAGAUCUUGAAGAGAGCUGUUUACAUCCAGCAUGAACGUAAUUUGGAGCAAGAAGAGAAGACAAAGGAAGUGCAAAACUUAAAGGUUCUGCUAAAUCAGUACCACGAGCAAAUCCGAAGCUUAGAGCUGAACAACUACGCCUUGAAACUGCAUCUCCAAAGAGCACAACCGAAUAUUACAUUUCACGGCCACUUCAAUCCGGAUUUAUGUUAAGGUUACUUGAGUGGCAUCACAAAACUUAAUGUUUCUUACAAGUUACAUAUGAUCAUUUUUUUUGAUUUCCUUUUAAUUUCCCCCCAAAAUUAGUGAGAGGUAAUGAUAAGUAUAAAGAUCUACACAUGGAUGUGCUAAAGUUUGAAGAGUAUAUGUAUAACUCGGGCCAGCUAAACUUGGCUCUUGGCAUGAAUUUUCAAUUUGAGUUGUAGUUUUCACCUGGAAGUAGGGUACUUAUUUGGUUCCCAAGGUGUGUA